This is a messenger RNA of Mesorhabditis spiculigera, 957 nucleotides long. The record is from the annotation of a GenBank genome assembly. Lineage: Eukaryota; Metazoa; Nematoda; Chromadorea; Rhabditida; Rhabditidae.
AUGGUCGUCGAGCUGGGGACGGUGUAUAUGGUAAAGCCGGACGAGGAUGAUUGUGGGCUUUUAAAGGUGGCCUACUGGACGAAUGGGAUCCUGUUCAAAGUGGUCCCCUGCAUCCUGCUCACCCUCUCCAUCGUCGCGCUCCUAAAAAUUAUUGCCGACGUGGCGAACAGGCGGAAAAAUUUGGCACAGGUGAUGAACAAGAAGAAAAUGCCGCGCGACCACACAACCCCAAUGCUGGUCGCCGUUUUGUCGAUAUUCCUGGUAGCUGAAUUACCACAGGGAAUCCUCCACGUCUCUAAUGCUAUUUUUGACAACGAGACUUUUCAUAGACGGGUCUACAUCCCCCUCGGCGACCUGAUGGACCUGUUGUCCCUCAUCAACUCGGCCGUCAACUUUAUCAUCUACUGUGCGAUGAGCCGGAAGUUCCGUGCCGUCUUCCUCAACCUGUUCCUCGCCUGCCUGCCCGAAAGAAUCGCCAAGAAAUGGCGCGAAGACUGGGGCGACACCGGCGACACUUCCAGACCGCGGCCAUCCGGCUACACCGGAACGGAGCAGCUGGCCCUGACUUCCGGCCAUCGUCCUUCGGCGACCAGCUUGCUGUUGCGCUUCGGGUCGAAGGAGAACAUUCCGCGCAUGUACACCGCCAACAACCAUUUGGCGGCGGAUGAGCCCAGAAGCGGCAGAAGCUCCCCAUGCCCUCCCCUACUCUCCGUGCCCCAUCUGAAGUCGCCGAGAAUCUCCUUCGACAUGACGGCCGACGAGGAGGAGAUACGCCGAAGGAGUGCUGACGUCACGGAGGUGACCCUGCCCGUCCCGUUGAACAUCCACAAGAAGACGGUCGGGUCUAGGCUUCGGUGGCAGCCGCUGGAAAAGAUACGGAGGCUGCUCGGCUCUCGCCAUUCCGAAGAUCCACCCCCAGCCGCCUCCAGCCGCCAUUUCGAGACGAGUAGCGUGUAU